CAUGACAUGAACAGAUCGCAGAGCCUCGAACUGCACAACGCCAUCGACGCGGCCGCAUAUUUCAAGGACAACCGCCACCAGCAUGGCGCAGCUUGACCACCUCGCCGGCCAGAUGAGCUUUCUGACCGACGCGGCGCAUCUGCUGGCCAAGUCGGCCCCCGAGACGUCGGCCUAUUUGAUGAGCCGGCGCAACGCGCUGCUUCUGUGCCACGACAUUCCUCUCUCAGACGUGCAAAGGCAGCACGUGUGCGCAAGCUGCGGCCAUAUAAUCGUCCCCGGCCACGGAGACGCGCUAAAGGUGGAGGCGGCGGCGGCGGUACGGUCCAAGAGGAAGUCCCGUCAACGGCAAACCCCCAAUGCGCCAGCACCUCUGCCAGCUGGGCUCGGUGCAGGCAGCAAGGAGCGGCAGGGCUCUUCAAAGAAGUAUACCUGCGGUAUGUGUCAUCGGUACACCACCAUCACUCUUCCGCCUGCACCCGUCGUCGUGCGGAGGAGACAAAAUGUGGCAGCAGCGUCAGCAGCAGCUUCGUCGUCAAAGCCGACGACUGGGAAUGCAGAGGUGGAAAAGACCCAGCCGUCGGCAAACUCGAGCAGCAAGAAGCGGGCAAAGAGCCGCAAGGCAGGGCUCCAGGCCUUGCUGAGCCAGGCACAAAAAGAUAACGUCAAAAAACCGGGCCUGUCGUUGGCAGACUUUAUGAAAAAAUGAUGCGGAGGAGAUUGGCCAUAUCGUGUGUCGCCCCAUCUCGAUUUCCUGACAAGCGCCGGGAUGGGCCAGACGGCUACCUUGGUUGGUCGGAGUUUUAGGCCUUGUUGGGCGCUUCCGCCACCUGGGCGCGCAGAUUGCAACACAAGCGACUGGGCUCGCCGGCAGUUCGCACGCGAUGCCCGACGGCAGGGGUCUGGAGCGCUCACGCCACUGCAUGUGUUGGCGGCAGCCGGCUCGACCGAUGCGAGAAGCAGCACCGCAGCGAGUGCCCUUUCUCGGAUCGACGUCGGACACUCUCCAAUGCCAGUCAGACUCGCUCGGAGUUAACAGGCCGCAAGGGGUAUUUUUGGACGGAAAGUCCGUGGAUCUCGCGACGGCGAUCGCACUCUACGACCCAAUGAGAUGCGCCACUGUGCAUGGCCUCACUAGCAUAGGGGUGCUGACCCCUGGUUCCCGCGCCUCCGCCAAUCUUGCGCCCCUCCUGGGUUCUUCUGACCUGAGAUGUUUGGAUUCGGAUCCUUCUGUGGCUGGGCGUGCAGGCAGAUGUCGGGAUCAAAGGCGCAGUCCGUGUGGUCCCUCCCCAGAUUUUUUUUUUCUCCCAUCGGUGUCCUUGCUGUCUCAUACCGGGUUUCACCACGCCAACCGCUGGUGAUAAUCAGCAUCCUUGGAUACUAAAUUGUGGCUCUCAGUGUUUUCUUUGGGUUUGGAAUAGGCAAGAUCGACUUUUUUUCACGUCUGCAAAUCAGUUGGAUAGCUGCCGGCAAAAGUACAGCCUGGCCUGGCCAGUACCUAUUGGGACACUCUCCCCUUACGAGUGAGGCCCAACGGUCGAAACCCACCACCCGUCCCUUUGGACAUAAUCGAACGAAGGAGGAAACAAAGACACCCAGCUAGGAGGAGAGGGCAGCAAAUCAGCCAAGAUGACGGCACCAGACCCUGUGGCGUAUUUCGGCAACUGGCAGUUCUCGACCAACACGUCCAAGUUCGCAUGCCCCGGCAUGGACAACGCGCCGUGCCGGCCGCCCACCAGCGCCGGCGCAAGCGACGGCGUCAGCGCCUGCGCGACCGACCCCAAUACGGGCCAGCAGUACUGCUGCGACGGCCCGCCGAGCCGCGGGCGCGUCUGCUGGGGGUUCGAGUCCCCCUGCAAGUCGGACGGCUCGACCAUCAACUGCACCGACGGCCAGCGCCGGUUCUGCUGCCGCGCCGGCUUCGAGAAGUGCAGCGAGACGCCGGGCCAGGCUGCCGGCAUCUGCUGGAGCACCCACCACGACCCGCUCAACAACGUCAGCUACAACCACCUCAACAGCAUCUACCGCAGCCUCAGCUCCAGCCGGCCCAGUGCCACCUCGCUGCCCUUUGACCUGCUAUCCGUCGUGAGCGCGACCGCAACCGCGCCCUUUGCCACCACCUCGGGCCCCGCCAAGACGGCGUCAUCCACGGGCGGCACCGGCACGUCCACCCCUCCGCCGCCGCCCGCGGACCCGGCCAGGUCUUCUUCGUCGAGCAUCUCGGGCGGCGCCAUCGCGGGCAUCGUCGUCGGCGCCGUGGCCGGCGUCGCGCUAAUCGGCCUCGUCGUCUUCUUCAUCCUCAGGAGGCGCAGGGCGGCCGCGCAUGCGUACGAGGCGCCGCCGGACGGGGCUGGCUCCGCGGCGGGCGCGAACGAGAAGCACGGCGCGGGGUCGUCGCCGGUCGAGGUGCCGGCGAACUCGGCAGCGGCGGCGGAGGUGGCCGGGGGCGACGGGUCCUUUUACGGAAAGCCCGGGGCGCCGCCGCAAGAGCUCGGCACCGACGCGCACUCGCGGUCCGAGCUGCCGGGCCAGACGCCCCAGGUCCAGGAGCUCCCCGCCAGCCCCGUGCCGACCGCGGGUGUCUCGACCAUGACCACGCCCAGCCAAUACCACCCCAGCCCGUUUACGGAACCCAGGAGUCCGCCUUCAUGAUGGGGGGUGAUGGGGAGGGUGGGCGAAUGGUUGUUUAUUGGAUUUCUGUCGAGGUGCGGUUAUGUACAUGUCUUGAUACCGCACUCGGGGCAUCAUGCCUCUUAUUUUCUCUUCAUCGUAGAAUAAUUUUAUCAUGCUUCCCUGUUAAGAGUAUUUGGUGAGUGUAUCUGAUCUGC
Messenger RNA from Gaeumannomyces tritici R3-111a-1, 2825 nucleotides. RefSeq lists its product as hypothetical. The record is from RefSeq and is a predicted model, not a curated record. NCBI's taxonomy places the organism in Eukaryota, Fungi, Ascomycota, Sordariomycetes, Magnaporthales, Magnaporthaceae. Bases 1627 to 2649 code for a protein of 340 amino acids. The transcript has a single exon.